AUGGCCAAAAUUAAUGGCAUCAGAAUGCCAAAGACCUGGACAGACAACCAAUUGGCUGGAAUAGAUUGGCUAAGGGGUUUCCGCCAACGACAUCAGGAUUUGACGCUGCGUAAACCCGAGGCGUGCAGUUUAGCACGAGCAUCGGCUUUUAAUAGAGAGACCGUCAAUCAUUUUUAUGAUAACUUAGAGGACGUGAUCAAGCGCCAUCCUGCAUUUGCUGAUGGGACAAGAAUUUAUAACUUGGAUGAAACCGGUACCACCACUGUGCAAAAGACCCAACGGAUUAUAGCGCCAAAGGGUAGACGAAACCUCUGCAAAGUCACUAGUGGUGAGAAGGGGACACUUGUCACUACUUGCAACAUCAAUAGCGCUGGGGGCCAGGCAGUUCCACCAGUGCUUGUCUUCCCACGAAAAAAUACAAACCCUCGUAUGGCUGGUGGUACCCUACCUGGAUCACUGAUUCUGGCAAACCCAUCUGGGUGGAUGAAUAGUGAGCUGUUCUUGGAUGUAAUGAAGCAUUUUAUACGAAGAACUGGAACUACUAAAGAAUACCCAUCGAUUUUGAUUAUGGAUAACCAUGAGUCUUACCUUUCCAUAGAAGCGCUUAAUCUCGCUAAAGAGUCUGGGUUACUGUGCUUACAUUGCACCCACAUACAUCAGCACGACUGCAACCACUGGAUGUUGGAAUUCACGGACCCUUCAAAACAUUUUACUAUUCCGCCAUGA
This is a messenger RNA of Spodoptera litura, 726 nucleotides long. RefSeq lists its product as uncharacterized. Gene Ontology annotation, molecular function: DNA binding. The record is from RefSeq and is a predicted model, not a curated record. Gene Ontology annotation, cellular component: nucleus. Lineage: Eukaryota; Metazoa; Arthropoda; Insecta; Lepidoptera; Noctuidae.